Molecule: messenger RNA, 7805 nt
Organism: Coregonus sp. 'balchen'
Lineage: Eukaryota; Metazoa; Chordata; Actinopteri; Salmoniformes; Salmonidae
Source: the annotation of a GenBank genome assembly
AUGUUCCAGUAUGUGGCACCACUCCACUCAUCAUUGUUUAUCUCUGUUUCAGUGUGUGGGACCACUUCAUUCAACAACAAAAUAGUGGGGGGUGAGGAUGCCCCUGCAGGAAGUUGGCCCUGGCAAGCUAGCCUACACCUAUUUGGCGACCAUGUUUGUGGCGGGUCCCUCAUCAACAAGGAGUGGGUGAUGUCUGCAGCCCACUGCUUCUCUAGGUGAGUUAGCGUGAGAUACAGGGGACGUAAAGGUUGUAGCUCAAGGAAUAUGUCAAACUCUCUGUAAUGCAGCUGAGUGCACCUCUUACUUGAAAGAAGUUUCUCCAAAAUGUACUUUCGUUUCAUGGGAAUCUUAUAUUUUGUCCAAUUCUCAUAUGAUGCAAAAAAUAUAUUAUCUUCCCAUUCCAACAAAGCUCAAGCCCAAAUGGUUGGAACAUCAUCUUGGGUCGACAGAACCAGGAGGGCAGUAACCCCAACGAAGUGUCCAGAACUGUGGCUCAGAUCGUGUUACAUCCAGUUUACAACAAUGACAACAAUGACAACGACAUCGCUCUGCUCAGACUCACCUCACCAGUCAGCUUCACAAACUAUAUCAGACCCGUCUGUCUGGCAGCAAGUGACAGUUUUUACCACAAUGGCACUGAUAGCUGGGUCACUGGCUGGGGCAACAUCAACGAAGGAAGUGAGGAGACCUUCAUGGAGAUGUCAAUGACAUAUUGUGUUGUGAGAAAUAGCAGUACAUUGCAGACUAAAAAACAUAAUUUUUCCACUGAAAAUGGAAUGUUCAUCAUGAGUCUGUCUCUCAUCCUCUCCCUCAGAAUUCCUCCCCUCCCCUCAGGCUCUGCAGGAAGUGGAGGUUCCAGUUCUGGGUAAUAGACAGUGUAACUGCCUCAAUGGGGUCGGCUCAGUCACAGACAACAUGCUCUGUGCUGGUGUGCUGACAGGGGGCAAGGACUCAUGUCAGGUAGAGUCCAUGAUAACCCAUUUCAUUAUUGCCCUGUUCCUAAACUAUUCUUUGUUUUUUAAUGGAUUGGAAGACUUACCUUGCUCCAUCAUUUCAGGGUGACUCUGGAGGUCCAAUGGUGACUAAACAGAACUCUGUCUGGAUCCAGGCUGGGGUUGUUAGUUGGGGUUUUGGCUGCGCUCGGCCCAAUCUCCCUGGGGUAUACACCAGAGUGUCUCGCUACCAGCCCUGGAUCAACUCCGAGAUCACUACUGACAAGCCAGGCUUUGUCCAAUUUACCUCCAGUGGGGUAGAUACUGACAGCAGUUAUACCUGUCCUGGCCUACCCCCUCCUGCUACAACUGUCCCACCAUCUACUGGUCCUGCUACAAAUGUACCAGUCAAAACAACUAAAGCACCAGAUAUCACUGUCAUUUCAAGUGCAGAAGGUGAGUUUUUUAUUACAUUUUAAGUUCAUCAUCGACAAGCCAGGCUUUGUCCAGUUUACCUCCAGUGGGUUAGAUGUGGACAGCAGAUAUACCUGUCCUGGCUUGCCACCAACCAUGAUCACAACCGGAAGUACAUUCACCACUGCUGCACAUGAGUUUCCUACCUAUGUUGCUACACUCUUAGAAAAAGGUUCCAAAAGGGUUCUUCGGCUGUCCCCAUAGGAGAACCCUUUUGGGUUCCAGGUAGAACCCUUUUAUGUUCCAUGUAGAACCCUCUGUGGAAAGGGUUCUACAUGGAACCCAAAAUAGUUCCAUCAAAGGGUUCUCCUAUGGGGACAGCCGAUAAACCCUUUUAGGUUCUAGAUAGAGUGGGGGAAAAAAGUAUUUAGUCAGCCACCAAUUGUGCAAGUUCUCCCACUUAAAAAAGAUGAGAGAGGCCUGUAAUUUUCAUCAUAGGUACACGUCAACUAUGAUAGACAAAUUGAGAGAGAAAAAAAUCCAGAAAAUCACAUUGUAGGAUUUUAAAUGAUUUUAUUUGCAAAUUAUGGUGGAAAAUAAGUAUUUGGUCACCUACAAACAAGCAAGAUUUCUGGCUCUCACAGACCUGUAACUUCUUCUUUAAGAGGCUCCUCUGUCCUCCACUCGUUACCUGUAUUAAUGGCACCUGUUUGAACUUGUUAUCAGUAUAAAAGACACCUGUCCACAACCUCAAACAGUCACACUCCAAACUCCACUAUGGCCUCCAAACUCCACUAUGGCCAAGACCAAAGAGCUGUCAAAGGACACCAGAAACAAAAUUGUAGACCUGCACCAGGCUGGGAAGACUGAAUCUGCAAUAGGUAAGCAGCUUGGUUUGAAGAAAUCAACUGUGGGAGCAAUUAUUAUGAAAUGGAAGACAUACAAGACCACUGAUAAUCUCCCUCGAUCUGGGGCUCCACGCAAGAUCUCACCCCGUGGUGAUCACAAGAACGGUGAGCAAAAAUCCCAGAACCACACGGGGGGACCUAGUGAAUGACCUGCAGAGAGCUGGGACCAAAGUAACAAAGCCUACCAUCAGUAACACACUACGCCGCCAGGGACUCAAAUCCUGCAGUGCCAGACGUGUCUCCCUGCUUAAGCCUGUACAUGUCCAGGCCCAUCUGAAGUUUGCUAGAGUGCAUUUGGAUGAUCCAGAAGAGGAUUGGGAGAAUGUCAUAUGGUCAGAUGAAACCAAAAUAGAACUUUUUGGUAAAAACUAAACUCGUCGUGUUUGGAAGACAAAGAAUGCUGAGUUGCAUCCAAAGAACACAUUUACAUUUACAUUUACGUCAUUUAGCAGACGCUCUUAUCCAGAGCGACUUACAAAUAGGUGCAUUCACCUUAUAGCCAGUGGGAUAACCACAUUACAAAUGUAUUUUUUUAUUUUAUUUUUUUAUUAUUAUUAUUAUUAUUAUUAUUAUAUUUUUGGGGGGGAGGGUGGGUUGGAGUAAAGGGGGGGGGGGGGGGGGGGGGGGGUAGAAGGAUUACUUUAUCCUAUCCCAGGUAUUCCUUAAAGAGGUGGGGUUUCAAAUGUCUCCGGAAGGUGGUGAGUGACUCCGCUGUCCUGGCGUCGUGAGGGAGCUUGUUCCACCAUUGGGGUGCCAGAGCAGCGAACAGUUUUGACUGGGCUGAGCGGGAACUAUGCUUCCGCAGAGGUAGGGGAGCCAGCAGGCCAGAGGUGGAUGAACGCAGUGCCCUCGAUUGGGUGUAGGGACUGAUCAGAGCCUGAAGGUACGGAGGUGCCGUUCCCCUCACAGCUCCGUAGGCAAGCACCAUGGACUUGUAGCAGAUGCGAGCUUCAACUGGAAGCCAGUGGAGUGUGCGGAGGAGCGGGGUGACGUGAGAGAACUUGGGAAGGUUGAGCACCAGACAGGCUGCGGCAUUCUGGAUGAGUUGUAGGGGUUUAAUGGCACAGGCAGGGAGCCCAGCCAACAGCGAGUUGCAGUAAUCCAGACGGGAGAUGACAAGUGCCUGGAUUAGGACCUGUGCCGCUUCCUGUGUAAGGCAGGGUCGUACUCUCCGAAUGUUGUAGAGCAUGAACCUACAGGAUCGGGUCACCGCCUUGAUGUUAGCGGAGAACGACAGGGUGUUGUCCAGGGUCACGCCAAGGCUCUUCUCACUCUGGGAGGAGGACACAACGGAGUUGUCAACCGUGAUGGCGAGAUCAUGGAACGGGCAGUCCUUCCCCGGGAGGAAGAGCAGCUCCGUCUUGCCGAGGUUCAGCUUGAGGUGGUGAUCCGUCAUCCAUACUGAUAUGUCUGCCAGACAUGCAGAGAUGCGAUUCGCCACCUGGUUAUCAGAAGGGGGAAAGGAGAAGAUUAGUUGUGUGUCGUCAGCGUAGCAAUGAUAGGAGAGGCCAUGUGAGGAUAUGACAGAGCCAAAUGACUUGGUGUAUAGCGAGAAUAGGAGAGGGCCUAGAACUGAGCCCUGGGGGACACCAGUGGUGAGAGCACGUGGUGCGGAGACAGCUUCUUGCCACGCCACUUGGUAGGAGCGACCGGUCAGGUAGGACGCAAUCCGAGAGUGAGCCGCGCCGGAGAUGCCCAGCUCGGAGAGGGUGGAGAGGAGGAUCUGAUGGUUCACAGUAUCAAAGGCAGCAGACAGGUCUAGAAGGACAAGAGCAGAGGAGAGAGAGUUAGCUUUAGCAGUGCGGAGAGCCUCUGUGACACAGAGAAGAGCAGUCUCAGUUGAAUGACCAAUCUUGAAACCUGACUGGUUUGGAUCAAGAAGGUCAUUCUGAGAGAGAUAGCAAGAGAGUUAGCUAAAGACGGCACGCUCAAUAGUUUUGGAGAGAAAAGAAAGAAGGGAUACUGGUCUCUAGUUGUUGACAUCAGAGGGAUCGAGUGUUGGUUUUUUGAGAAGGGGUGCAACUCUCGCUCUCUUGAAGACGGAAGGGACAUAGCCAGCGGUCAAGGAUGAGUUGAUCAGCGAGGUGAGGUAAGGGAGAAGGUCACCGGAGAUGGUCUGGAGAAGAGAGGAGGGGAUAGGGUCAAGCGGGCAGGUUGUUGGGCGGCCUGCCGUCACAAGUCGCAAGAUUUUAUCUGGAGAGAGAGGGGAGAAAGAAGUCAAAGCAUAGGGUAGGGCAGUGUGAGCAGGACCAGCAGUGUCAUUUGACACUGGAAUUUAGAGUGGUAGAAAGUGGCCUUAGCAGCAGAAACAGAUUAAGAAAAUGUAGAGAGGAGGGAGUGAAAAGAUGCCAGGUCUGCAGGGAGUCUAGUUUUCUUCCAUUUCCACUCAGAACACCAUACCUACUGUGAAGCAUGGGGGUGGAAACAUCAUGCUUUGGGGCAGUUUUUCUGCAAAGGGACCAGGACGACUGAUCCGUGUAAAGGAAAGAAUGAAUGGGGUCAUGUAUCGUGAGAUUUUGAGUGAAAACCUCCUUCCAUCAGCAAGGGCAUUGAAGAUGAAACGUGGCUGGGUCUUUCAGCAUGACAAUGAUCCCAAACACACCGCCCGGGCAACGAAGGAGUGGCUUCGUAAGAAGCAUUUCAAGGUCCUGGAGUGGCCUAGCCAGUCUCCAGAUCUCAACCCCAUAGAAAAUCUUUGGAGGGAGUUGAAAGUCUGUGUUGCCCAGCGACAGCCCCAAAACAUCACUGCUCUAGAGGAGAUCUGCAUGGAGGAAUGGGCCAAAACACCAGCAACAGUGUGUGAAAACCUUGUGAAGACUUACAGAAAACGUUUGACCUGUGUCAUUGCCAACAAAGGGUAUAUAACAAAAUAUUGAGAAACUUUUGUUAUUGACCAAAUACUUAUUUUCCACCAUAAUUUGCAAAUAAAUUCAUAAAAAAUCCUACAAUGUGAUUUUCUGGAAAAAAAAUUCUCAUUUUGUCUGUCAUAGUUGACGUGUACCUAUGAUGAAAAUAACAGGCCUCUCUCAUCUUUUUAAGUCGGAGAACUUGCACAAUUGGUGGCUGACUAAAUACUUUUUUUCCCCACCGUAGCACCUUUUCUUCCAUGUGUGUAGUGUCUUAACUUUUAUUUUUUAUUUGCUGACCUGUGAAAGAAUACGACACUAUUUUGUAUUAAUUACUUACUGUUUUCUUAUUUUCCUUUUAGGGCGAGUAUGUGGCCGUGCCCCUAAGAGUCCCCGUCUAGGGGGCAACAGUUAUAACGUUGUGAGGGGAACCUGGCCCUGGAUGGUCAGUCUAUACAGAAAUGGGAUCCAUAUUUGCGGUGGCACUCUUAUCACAGAGGAAUUCGUACUUAGUGCUGCACAAUGCUUCCCCGGGUAAAUUAAUCUUGCACUGAGCUUUACAGAGAACAGUUGGAUAACACUUUCUAUGAACCCAUAUCUGUAAUGCAUUUUAAACAAACAUAAUUAGUCAUAAUCCAGUCAUAAUGCAGUAUAUGUGUACAUGCAUUGUAAUCAACAUUGAAUAGAAAGAUUGGCCAGUAAAAUCUAUUUUAUUCAAAGACCAUAUCUGCUUUUCUGUUCCUGUAGUUCACAUUUAAAUCCCGACGACUGGACUGUGUUUCUGGGAGAGCAACAGCAGAAAGGAUCUGAUGUCUGCGAGGUUUCAUUGGGCAUUGUGAACAUCACUCUGACCAACCACACUGGGACUAACAUUGCGCUGCUGCAGCUGGAGAACUUCGUAAACUUCAGCAGCUGCAUUCAGCCUAUAUCUGUAGACUGGAGCAACGAUGGAAGCUUCCCACCUGGGACUCAGUGCUUUGUGACAGGCUGGGGAAACCAGGACAAGGGCAGGGGUAAGAAACUGUGUUUGUUGGCAAGAUGCUGGAAGGUCAUUCAAUGUUCAAGUAAUGGAUGCACAUGAUUCAAUCAUUCAUAAUUUCUUCAGGGAAAAUGAGAUGAUGAAAUCAGUUCAGAAAAUUAUUGUUUUUGUUCACCGUAUUAUUAGGACAUUUCAUUAUUAUUAGGACAUUCCUUGUUAGUUUAUUCUACCACAGGCAUGUGGUGGAAUAUUUCUAUGCAUGUAAUUUUUGUUAAAUUAUACAUACCAGUUGACCAUGCGUAUUAACUGAUGUUUUUAACCCAAUUAAAUGAAUCACUAUCCUAGUGAAUGGCACCACUGGGACAGGUAUACGAGAGCAGCAGGCUAAUGUGAUGAGCUGUGGCGACAUCUCCUCCACUGAGAACAUCUGCACUUCAGCGAUGAAUCUAGAGCAGGUAACAAAGGCUACAGCAAGGGCUACUUUACUUAAAGCAUCCAGGUAUAAUGCAUUAUGAUGCAGUUAUAAUACGACUUGUCAUGUAUGAUCUCUUUAUAAUGUCUUAUAAACAUCUCUUAAUGAUCAGGACAAAAUAACAGUCAGUUUGAGAGUUGUGAAUUUAAUGCAUAGAGAGGCAUUACAUACUGUAUAGGCCUUGUAAUAAGACAGUAUAAAGGCUCAUAAAUGCUUAUAACAAAUUAUAAAGCAUUACACUUGAAUGCUUUAAGUGUUACCCAUCCGUUUUCAUAUUUGUUUCUUCAAAACAGAAUGUACGGCGGAGAGUGCUAGGCAUUGCUGUGUGGUGUAGUAGACUGUGAAUGUGGGUGUAGGUCAGAAAUAUUCAUUCUCUGUUUAAGUGAUUGUCAUUAAUAUCCAAUUCUAUGUAUUUAUGUGUUGUUUUCUCUACAGGGAGAUGUAGGUGGCCCCCUGGUGUGUAAGUCUGGCCCGGCAUGGUUCCAGGCUGGAGUGAUAACAAUGAAUAAGGAUGAAAAUGGUACCAAUUUGCGAGCGACCGCGAUGCACAUUUUUGCCAAAACCUCCAGAUUCAGGUCCUUUUUUAAUAAGAUGAUCUGUGACUUACCCGCCCUGGAAACAACCACUGCCCCUAACAACACAGGAAAUGCAGCCCCCAGCUCCCUCUCUCUUUUGCGCUUAUUUUCUUUUUUUCUCCCCAUUCUCGCCAUGGUCUUGCUGUCAGGCUGGUAGUUCCUCAAUCUCUCUUGUUGGCAGUGUCUAUAAAAUAUAUCACUUUCUGCACCACAACCAGGGUAAUGAAAUGUGAUGUUUAUAUUUGUGGUACCAAAGAAAGGAACUGUACUAAUUCGACAAAUGUGUGAAUGUCAGGAAUAACCUUACUAUGAAACUAAUGAAGAUAACACUUUAUGAAUCAGUAAAACAUUGUUAUAACUAAUUUGUGGAAACUUUGAUGUGAUAUAAUGGUUUUCAAGCAAUUAACUGUUUAAAUAAUACUGAUUUAUAAACUACCUAUAACCCCUUUAUAAAGUAUACUUUAAUGUAAAGUUCCAAUGAAUGUUUAACAUAUCAGUUGCACGGCUGUAAUGUACACAAACAAAAUAAGUUGCCAUAUAUUCUGUUCUUUAACUAAUGUUGUCUGUUAAAUAUAAUAAUUGUAUAUUGUUAAAACGUUUAAACAAUCAACCUAAAUGUGAAAAUAAAUAUUUAUCAUGAAUGCAUAAAUAUAAAGAUGUUUUGCUUUUGUUGGCAGUU